CAAUUUCUCAUGCAGGUGUCGGUGCUGCUUGGACGGGCGGGAUGUGGGCGGACAAAACCUUCCUAUCUCUCGGUGCAGUGCAGGAGGAUGCAUUUGCUUUGAAGGAUGCCAGCUGUCAUUCAUGUUUGACUGCAGGUAUGAACAUCAUAUCUUCCAAUUGAAUUAACUGGUGAAGGCUGUUUGGACCUGUGGGACUGCUGUGAGGUUGGGAGGGGCGCUUGGAGUGGAGGUGGAAACCUCCUUAAUUAAACUACAGUCUCUCUUUUUUUUUUGCAAACUUAACUUGGAGGACUGAGGAAUUUUGUUUUGCACCUUUGGCAGUAUGGGUGCAAUUUGUUUGAAAUAGCCUCAGACAUGCACAGCUCUUGAGGUAUCUUUUUUUUUCUUCCUCUUGGUCUCAUUGCACAAGGUCUUGCUGAAGACACAGCAGAGGUUACUCAGUGAAAAUACCGGAUAAGACAAGGAUACGUCCAUGAAAAUACGCAAUAAGCAUGCUGGGGUUGCCUGAAAGUUUAGGUAUUGAGAUUUUGGAAGGGCUGAAACCUCAACGGUAUUCGAUCAAAGCGCUGAACAAUUUUAUUUUGGGUGCUUCAAAAUGAUUUUCCAAUGAAUUAAAGAGUGCUGGGCUGCAGAGAGUGAGCCUUGUAGUGCGUCAAAACAAAUGGGAUCACUCGGUGGAGUGAAAAUACAGGAUAAGACAAGGAUAUGUCCAUGGAAAUACACAACAGGGAUGCUGGAGUUGCCUGAAAGUUUAGGUUUUAAGAUUUUGGAAGGGCCAAAACCUCAACUGUAUUCAACCAAAGCGCUGAACAAUCCUAUUUUGUUGUCCUUCAAUAUGAUUUCCCAAUGAAUAAAAGAGUGCUGGUCUGCAGAGAGUGCGUCAAAAGAAAUGGGAUCACGCAGGAAUGCAGGGACUGACGUCAAAGUGGGCCAAUGGACUAGUCCAAAAUCUUAGGAAAGUCAGGUGGAGUUUCCAAAGGCUAAAGAGAAAGUGACCCUCAGAAGUAUUUGCCUUUACAUAUAAGAGCUUUUUUGACGUUCACUGCUGUGAAUCCGCAGCUCUGCUUUGGAUUUUGCGCGCAGCAACAUGGCCUCCCCGCAACGUCAACAACUACUGCCUCACAACACAGAGGUGAGCUGUGACUCAAGUGGCGAAGGGGGCGUCUCUGUGAGGAUUGGCAGUAGCGUCAAACACAAACACGGAGGUGGACCCCUGGGCUCCAUUGGCGGAGCCUUCAUGGCGGGAUCCAAGCACUGCAAGUACAGCAUUUCCUCCAGCUGUAGCUCCGGGGAGUCCGGACUCAAGAAAACGUUUGUCAAGAGCUUCCGUUCGCAAAAGAGGGUGCCUCAACUUUUCGAGAGGUCCGCCGGUCACUUCUGGGACCCAAAGUUUGAUUCGUCCAUCUUGGAAGAAGCGUGCCGGGAACGAUGUUUUCCUCAAACUCAACGCCGUUUCCGCUAUGUGCUUUUUUACCUGGCGACUACGGCCCUCCUCUGGGGAUUUUACUUUGCUGCCAACCCGUCCCGCUGCAGCAGGAUAGCCUUUCUUAUUCCAACUGUGUCCUUUCUCUUUUUCUGCCUCCUCCUCUUCCUGCUAACGUUUACUAAGUUCUACUCUCGCUGCUACAAUCAAGUCUCCCUGUUGCUCAUUAUCGUAACCUUCAUGCUGACCCUGGCACCUCAGAUUCAGACGUCCGGUUUCAGAGAUCCAGAGACUCUCAUUGAUGUAUUAGACGUUGGUGACUUCAGUGGGACUGCAAACAACUUAUCCUACUUAAAGAUUGUAGGGGAUAGCGCUUGGCCUGUCUGUAUCUCCCCUGUUGGCACCUUCUCACUCAGUAUUGAAGUCCUCCUGUUGCUCUACAGCGUCCUUCAUGUCCGUCUGUUUGCGUCAGUCCUACUCGGGUUCCUCUAUUCAGUCUGUUUUGAGAUCCUGGGCUGCUUCCACGUAACCCAGGCAGUUGGAAGUUUGAGCUUAACCCCCGUGAAAGACUGGACUACCCUUCGCUGGUUGGGACCGGCCAAAGCCUUGCUCCACCUCUGCGCACACGCCAUCGGUAUUCACCUCUUCAUCAUGUCUGAGGUGCGAUCACGCAGCACUUUCUUGAAAGUGGGACAAGCUAUCAUGCAUGGCAAGGACCUGGAGGUGGAGAAAGCCUUGAAAGAGCGAAUGAUCCACUCCGUCAUGCCCCGGAUCGUGGCCGAUGAUCUGAUGAAGCAAGGUGAUGACGACAUCGGGGAUAGUUCCGUGAAGCGAUACUCCACGAGCGGAGCGGCCGCCGUCAUCUCCAGCCCCAAGAAUAAUAAAAGCAAGAAGACCUCCAUCCCUCGAGGUCAGAUCAUCUUCAGACCCUUCAACAUGAAACGGAUGGAGCCCGUCAGCAUCCUCUUUGCGGAUAUUGUAGGUUUUACAAAAAUGUCCGCCAACAAAUCUGCUCACGCCCUAGUAGGCCUUCUUAACGACUUGUUCGGACGUUUUGACCGGCUGUGUGAGCUGACCGGCUGUGAGAAGAUCAGCACCCUAGGGGACUGCUACUACUGUGUGGCUGGAUGCCCCGAACCCAGGCCUGAUCACGCCUACUGCUGCGUGGAGAUGGGCCUGGGUAUGAUCCAGGCUAUUGAACAGUUCUGCCAAGAGAAGAGGGAGAUGGUUAACAUGAGGGUGGGCGUCCACACCGGCACCAUCCUGUGCGGCAUCCUCGGCAUGAAACGCUUCAAGUUUGACGUCUGGUCCAACGACGUCAACUUGGCCAACCUGAUGGAGCAGCUCGGUGUAGCCGGGAAGGUCCACCUCUCGCAGGCCACCGCCAACUUUCUCGAGGACCGCUAUCAACAUGAAGAUGCACAGGUCAUUGAGAGGAUAGGACAAAGUGUGGUGGUGGAUCAGCUCAAAGGGCUCAGAACCUACCUCAUUUCUGUAAGGAAACCGGAGAAGCUCCCUCAAUGUAGCUGCUCCCAGUUGGCCUUGUCCGGCUCUGAGCACACGAAUGGCAAGUGUUGCACGCAGAGAGCCCACACCCCCGAUGGAGCGCCUUCCGCCUUCAGCGUUCCCCCAGAUAGGAGCAAGCCGACGUGUCCAUCCUGCAGUGUCAUCCUAAAAUCAGGGGAUGAUCAGGUUGUGGAAGAAGGCGAAGUGAACCAUCGCUGCCAUGAAGACAACAAGACAAGUAAUGCUAAGGACUCUUCUGGUCUGAAGUGUUCCCCGGUGGUCCCUGCCGCCCGCGGCCCAAAGGCCCAGAACGGUCUGCUGAGUCCCAGACUGGAACCUCUGAACAACAGCCAAACGUCGCUGUGCGAGAUGCUGCAGGAGAAGGAGAAGAAGACGUGGGCGGGAGGAGCUAUGGGCAUGGAUCACUCUGCCCUCAUCCCUCUACGCUCUAAAAACUUCCGAGAGCGAAGCGAUGCCCACUUUGUGGACGUCAUUAAAGAGGACAGCCUUAUGAAGGACUAUUUCUACAGACCGCCCAUUAACAAGCUGGGCCUCACCUUCUUGGAUAAGAGCCUGGAGUCCACCUACCAAAUAAGCUUCCAGGAGGAGGUAGAGGCCAAAGCAGCAGUGCAGACGUUUGCCAGCCCGAUGUUCAGUUCCUUCCUGGACAUGCUGCUGUGUUCUUCAGUGUUUCUGGCUUUGUCACUGGCCUGUUUUCUUCGCCCCAUCGUCGCCCAGUUUAGCCCACCCGCACCAGCUCUCAUUCUGACCACUGUGGCCGCCUUGCUGGAGGCUCUGGCUCUUUUUUUUGCAAUACGUAUGGCGUUCUACUUGGACAGUGCUCUGAACUGCACACGGACUCUGAUGAAAGCGGUCUCGGGCUGGAUACCACGUCACCUAAUAGGUGCCGUCAUGGUGUCCCUGCCUGCUCUGACCGUCUUCUCUCAUGUCACCUGUGACAUGGAUCACUCCAUUCAGUUCACCAUGUUCAUCUGCUGCGCGGUCAUCAUAGCCAUCAUUCAGUUCUGUAACUCCUGCCAGCUCAGCUACUGGAUGCGUUCGAGUUUCGCAACUUUAGUAGGAUUGGCGCUUCUUUCACUGCUCUUCACGCCUCUCUGCAGGUCAGACAACCAGAGCAACCGCAGCAGCUCAGUCCUCAUAUCGGACAGCCAGACUGAGCCGCACCCCAAAGACCUGCUGGCCCCCGAGGCCUGCGUGGCCUUCUUCCUGCUCCUUCUCCUCGUCUGGUUCCUCAACCGGGAAUUUGAGGUGAGUUACCGCCUCCAUUACCGCGGCAACGUAGAGGCCGACCAACACCGCAUCAAGAUCCAGAACAUGCGGGACCAGGCCGACUGGCUGCUUCGCAACAUCAUCCCCAUCCACGUGGCCGAACAGCUGAAGGUCACCCAGAGCUACUCCAAGAACCACGACAACGUGGGCGUCAUAUUCGCCAGCAUCGUGAACUUCAGCGAGUUUUAUGAAGAAAGCUACGAGGGAGGCAAGGAGUGCUAUCGGGUCCUCAACGAGCUCAUCGGCGACUUCGAUGAGCUUCUGCGGAAGCCCGUCUUCGGCAAUAUUGAAAAGAUCAAGACCAUCGGCGCCACGUACAUGGCGGCGGCGGGGCUGAACGCCCAACAGUGCGCGGACGCCACCCACCCUCACACGCACCUCCGCGCCCUCUUCGAGUUCGCCCUGGAGAUGAUGCGCGUGGUGGACGACUUCAACAAGAACAUGCUGGGCUUCGGCUUCAAGCUGCGCAUCGGAUUCAACCACGGCCCGCUCACCGCCGGCGUGAUCGGAACCACGAAGCUCCUCUACGACAUCUGGGGCGACACGGUCAACAUCGCCAGCCGCAUGGACACGACCGGCGUGGAGUGCCGCGUCCAGGUGAGCGAGGAGAGUUACUGCGUCCUCAACGCCAUGGAUUACGAGUUCGACUACCGCGGCACUGUUAACGUGAAAGGCAAAGGUCAGAUGAAGACGUUUCUCUACCCCAAAUGUGGCGACAAUGGUCCCGUGCCUCAGUACCAGCUCUCGGUCUCGCCGGAGAUAAGGGCGCAGGUCGACGGCAGCAUCGGGCGCUCGCCCACCGAUGAAAUCGCCAGCAUGGUUCCCGCAAGCGGCGCGGCUGCAUGCAGCGCCAUGGUCCCGAGCGCCAGUGCUGGCUCCUCUAUCAGGGCAGGGUUUCAGCGUCACCCCUCCACGCGGACAUGUCCCGCCAGGCGAUCCGUGUCGCACAGCGGCCUCACGUCCAUACACGCCACAAACCAGGAGGGGCCGCCCCGCUUCACCAAUAAGAACCAGCUUGCCGUCUCAUUGGCGGUGAAGCCUCCCCAAAAUGUGACGAGCAGCAUCCAAGAAGGACAGAGUCAAUAUGGUCCUAAGUGACUUUGAAGGGGCAGCACGGUGGAACAUGGGUUAGUGCAGGGGUCACCAAAGCGGUGCCCGCGGGCACCAGGUAGCCCGUAAGGACCAGAUAAGUCACCCGCUGGCCUGUUCUAAAAAUAGCUCAAAUAGCAGCACUUACCAGUGAGCUGCCUCUAUUUUUUAAAUUGUAUUUAUUUACUAGCAAGCUGGUCUCGCUUUGCUCGACAUUUUUAAUUCUAAGAGAGACAAAGCUCAAAUAGAAUUUGAAAAUCAAAGAAAAAAAUUUAAAGACUUGGUCUUCACUUGUUUAGAUGAAUUCAUUUAUUUUUUUACUUUGCUUCUAAUAAAUUUCAGAAAGACAAUUUUAGAGAAAAAAUACAACCUUAAAAAUGAUUUUAGGAUUUUUAAACACAUACUUUUUACCUUUUAAAUUCCUUCCUCCUCUUUCCUGACAAUUUAAUUCAAUGUUCAAGUAUUUUUUUUUAUUGUAAAAAAUAAUACAUUUUAAUUUAUUUCUUCAUUUUAGCUUCUGGCCCUGCGAUGAGGUAGCGACUUGUCCAGGGUGUACACCGCCUUCCGCCCGAUUGUAGCAGAGAUAGGCGCCAGCGCCCCCCGCAACCGCUAAAGGAAAUAAGCGGUAGAAAAUGGAUGGAUGGAUGGAUUUUAGCUUCUGUUUUUUCGACACAGAAUAUUUGUGAAAUAAUUCUUCAAACUUAUUAUUAUUAAAUUCAAAUAAAAUAUUCUGGCAAAUCUACAAAAUCGGUAGAAUCAAAUUUAAAUCUUAUUUCAAAGCCUUGAAUUUCUUUAAAAAAAAAAUUCUGGGAAAUCUAGAAGAAAUAAUGAUUUUUCUUUGUUAGACGUAUAGCUUGGUCCAAUUUUUUAUAUAUUCUAACAAAGUGCAGAUUAGAUUUUAACCUAUUUAAAACAUGUCGUCAAAAUUCAAAAAUUAAUCUUAAUCAGGAAAAAUUACUAAUGAUGUUCCAUAAAUUAUUUUUUUUAUUUUUUCAAAAAGAUUCAAAUUUUUUUCGGUUGAAUUUAGAAUUUUAAAAAGUCUAAAAUUAAUAAUAAACUAUGUUUCAAAAUUUUAUUUUUUAUUUUUUUCGUGUUUUCUCCUAUUUUAAAUUGUUCAAUUAAGUGGUUUUUUCAUCAUUUAUUCUCUACAAAAAAACUUUCCGUGGAAGGAAAAAAAAUGUACGACGGAAUGACAGACAGAAAUACCCAUUUUUUUUUAUAUAUAUAUAGAUUUAUUUAUUAAAGGUAAAUUGAGCAAAUUGGCUAUUUCUGGCAGUUUAUUUAAGUGUGUAUCAAACUGGUAGCCCUUCCCAUUAAUCAGUACCUAAGAAGUAGCUCUUGGUUUCAAAAAGGUUGGUGACCCCUGGGUUAGUGCAUGUGCCUCACAAUAUGAAGGUCCUGAGUUCAAUCCCAAGUUCUCCCCGUGACUGCGUGGGUUCCCUCCGGGUACUCCGGCUUCCUCCCACCUCUAAAAACAUGCACCUGGGGAUAGGUUGAUUGGCAACACUAAAUUGUGUGAAUGUGAAUGUGAAUUUUGUCUGUCUAUCUGUGUUGGCUCUGCGAUGAGGUGGCGACUUGUCCAGGGUGUACCCCACCCUCCGCCCGAAUGCAGCUGAGACAGGCUCCAGCACUCCCCACCACCCCAAAAGGUACAAGCCGUACAAAAUGGAUGGACAUGGAUGGGUGACUUUAAAGAUUUUUAUCAUACAAGCUUUCUAGUACUGUGCAAAAGGCCAGAUAGACCACAAAAAGGCAGAAGAAAGAGAGCGACCCCAUCGUCUCCCGCUGACCUACUUGAUUAUCUCUACCUUUAAUCAUUCUUUAGAAGUGCCUUUAGAGUAGAACACCGUCUAGACUCCUGCCUUUUCCGAAACACUUAAAAAGGGAACUGCUUUUUGGGGGCUUUACAUUUUUUUUUUCAACCAUUUUUGCUUACCUUUGCCUUUCUGUGAACAAACAGACCUGCCAUUGCUGGAAGCGCUACAUCGCCACGGUUCUCGUGUAAGUACAAUCUGCACUUAAAUUCAGCUUGUUGAUGGAGAAAAGCGCCAAAGCUGUUUGUAAAAGCGAUGGAGGAGGCGGAGCUACAUGCUUAAUAAUGUGUGAUUGCAUGGGUAUUUGUGUCCGUCUUAGGCAAUACCAGCAGUAAUGGAAAUCAAUGUCAAGGAGUCAAUUAACAUAAAAAGAGACUGGAUUGUGUUUUUAGUCACUUUGGGACUGAGAAAGCUACUCUCAGCUAACUUUAGCAUGCUUGAAACUACACUAUCCUAACCGUUUGUCGUCUGUGUAAUCUAUUUGAUCAGGAACUUGAGGCUACGUUUGGAGUAGCAUCAUUUAGAUCAGUGUUUUUCAACCGUGUGCAAUAGUGUGCCGUGAAAUACAGUCUGGUGUGUUUUGGGAGAUUAUGUUCAAACCCCGUUUCCAUAUGAGUUGGGAUAUUGUGUUAGAUGUAAAUAUAAAUGGAAUACAAUGAUUUGCAAAUCAUUUUCAACCCAUAUUCAGUUGAAUUUGCUACAAAGACAACAUAUUUGAUGUUCAAACUGAUAAACAUUUUUUUUGUUGCAAAUAAUCAUUAACUUUAGAAUUUGAUGCCAGCAAAACGUGACAAAGAAGUUGGGAAAGGUGGCAAUAAAUAAUGAUAAAGUUAAGAAAUGCUCAUCAAACAGUUAUUUAGAACAUCCCACAGGUGUGCAGGCUAAUUGGGAACAAUGCCAAGCCACAUGUUACAACAGCGUGGCUUCGUAGUAAAAGAGUGCGGGUACUUUCCUGGCCCACCUGCAGUCCAGUCCUGUCUCCCAUCGAAAGUGUGUGGCGCAAUGUGAAGCGUAAAAUACUGGUGAACGACUGAAGCUCUACAUAAAACAAGAAUGGGAAAGAAUUCCACUUUCAAAGCUUCAACAAUUACUUUCCUUGGUUACCAAACGUUUAUUGAGUGUUGUUAAAAGAAAAGGUGAUGUAACACAGUGGUGAACAUGCCCUUUCCCAACUACUUUGGCACGUGUUGCAGCCAUGAAAUUGUAAGUUAGUUAUUAUUUGCAAAAAAAAAAUAAGUUUAUGAGUUUGAACAUCAAAUAUGUUGUCUUUGUAGUGCAUUCAAUUGAAUAUGGGUUGAAAAGGAUUUGCAAAUCAUUGUAUUCCGUUUAUAUUUACAUCUAACACAAUUUCCCAACUCAUAUGGAAAUGGGGUUUGUAAUUACACUUAAUUGGGUUAAAAAUAUUUUUUUGCAAACCAGUAAUUAUAAUCCGCAAAUGUGCCGUUGUUGAGUGUCUAUGCUGUCUAGAGCGUGGCAGAGUACCCGUGUAAUACUCUUCCAUAUCAGUAGGGGGCAGCUAUUAGCUAAUUGCUUUGUAGAUGUCGGGAACAUGGUCUGUCGUGAUCACAAUAUGCGGGAUGCAGCGUGCAGGUAAUAUGGUAUCUAACGCUUAAACCAAAAAUAAACAAAAGGCAAGUGCCGCUAAGAAAAGGGAUUGAAGCUUAGGGAUGGCUACGCAAAACGAAACUAAAACUGAACUGGCUGCAAAGUAAACAAAAACAGAAUGCUGGACGACAGCAAAGACUUACAGCGCGUGGAGCAGACGGCGUCCACAAAGAAUAUCCGUACAUGACAUGACAAUCAACAAUGUCCCCACAAAGAAGGAUAGCGUCCGCACAACUUAAAUAGUUUUGAUUGCGAAAACAAAGCAAGGUGCGGGGAAUAGCGUUCAAGGAAGACAUGAAACUGCAACAAGAACAUACCAACAAAACAGGAAAAGCCAACAAAAUAGCAGCGCAAAACAAGAACUAAAACACUACAGACAGGAAAACACCAAAAAACUCCAAAAAAGUCACGGCGUGAUGCGAGAGGUUGUGACUUUAGACCAGGGGUGCCCAUUUCGUCGAUGGCGAGCUACCAGUCGACCGCGGGGGGUGUGUCAGUCGAUCUCCAGCCAGGCUUUUAAAAAAAAUAGACCUAAAAAUUAGUGAUCAUCAAUCUUCACCAAGACGUCACUUAAAUGACAUUCACGGUACCGGAGGGUCUUGUGAGAUGACGCUGGCUGCUGCAAGAUCAUUAUUAUGAAAAUA
Messenger RNA from Nerophis ophidion (straightnose pipefish), 9371 nucleotides. Its product is annotated as adenylate cyclase type 9-like. The record is from RefSeq and is a predicted model, not a curated record. The transcript is spliced from 9 exons. The coding region runs from base 1088 to 5317 and encodes 1409 amino acids. Gene Ontology annotation, biological process: cyclic nucleotide biosynthetic process; adenylate cyclase-activating G protein-coupled receptor signaling pathway; intracellular signal transduction. Gene Ontology annotation, molecular function: adenylate cyclase activity. NCBI's taxonomy places the organism in Eukaryota, Metazoa, Chordata, Actinopteri, Syngnathiformes, Syngnathidae.